This is a messenger RNA of Peromyscus maniculatus bairdii (prairie deer mouse), 5795 nucleotides long. NCBI's taxonomy places the organism in Eukaryota, Metazoa, Chordata, Mammalia, Rodentia, Cricetidae. The record is from RefSeq and is a predicted model, not a curated record.
CACGGUGUGAUAGGAUUUGGGAGACCUGGCGGAAACCUUCAGGUCACCCAAGGAACUGCUCUCGCGGCUGGUCCUGUGCGGCGAGGCGGGGGGUGAGCGCGAGGCGCGCGGGGCGCGGAGAUGUGCAAGUGGCGAAGCUGGACCGAGUGCAGGCGUAAGCUGCAGAGCGGCCACGGCGAGGGGUGAGUCUCGGGGUGAGGGUCCGAGGGAUGCGGGCUUCCCCGGCGCUCUCCCUCCCCGAGCCCUAGCGGGGCCUGGAACCUCCCGUGACUCCGGCCUCGGCUCCUGUGCGCGCGCGGCGCUCCGGCGCACCCUGGGGACGCACGGAGCGGUGGGUGCUCUCCCGGGCUGGGGGCCAGCCUGCCCACCGCCGCCCCGGCCGGCGCUCUCAUUGGUCGGGAUGUGUCUGCUCAGCAGCCUCCAACUUCUCCCCAAUCCCACUGAUUUUAGGUGAUGGGAAGAUCAGAAAGUCAGAUGGAUAUAACUGAUAUCAAUACUCCAAAGCCAAAGAAGAAACAGCGAUGGACUCCUCUGGAGAUCAGCCUCUCCGUCCUUGUCUUGCUCCUGACUAUCAUAGCUGUGACAAUGAUCGCUCUCUAUGCAACCUAUGAUGAUGGUAUUUGCAAAUCAUCAGACUGCAUAAAGUCAGCUUCUCGACUGAUCCAGAACAUGGAUGCCUCUGCUGAGCCCUGUACAGACUUCUUCAAAUAUGCUUGUGGAGGCUGGUUGAAACGCAACGUCAUUCCAGAGACCAGUUCCCGAUACAGUAAUUUUGACAUUUUAAGAGAUGAGCUGGAAGUCAUUUUGAAAGAUGUCCUUGAAGAACCCAGAACUGAGGACAUAGUAGCAGUGCAGAAGGCGAAAACCUUGUACAGGUCCUGUAUAAAUGAGUCUGCUAUUGAUAGCAGAGGCGGGCAGCCUCUACUCAGACUGCUACCAGAUAUAUAUGGGUGGCCAGUAGCCUCAGAAAAUUGGGAAGAAACGUAUGGUACUUCUUGGACAGCUGAGAAAGCUAUUGCACAACUGAAUUCUAAAUAUGGAAAAAAAGUCCUCAUUAAUUUUUUUGUUGGCACCGAUGAUAAGAAUUCUACCCACCAUAUAAUUCAUUUUGACCAGCCUCGACUUGGCCUCCCUUCCAGAGACUACUAUGAGUGUACUGGAAUAUAUAAAGAGGCUUGCACAGCAUAUGUGGAUUUUAUGAUUGCCGUGGCCAGACUGAUUCGUCAGGAAGAAAGAUUGCCCAUUGAUGAAAACCAGCUUUCUUUGGAAAUGAAUAAAGUUAUGGAUUUGGAAAAAGAAAUUGCCAAUGCAACAACUAAACCCGAAGACCGAAAUGACCCCAUGCUGCUUUAUAACAAAAUGACGGUAGCUGAGCUCCAAAACAACUUUUCUCUAGAGGUCGAUGGGAAGCCAUUCAGCUGGUCAAAUUUCACAAAUGAAAUCAUGUCAACUGUGAAUAUUAAUAUUCAAAAUGAGGAAGAAGUGGUUGUUUAUGCUCCAGAAUAUUUAACCAAACUUAAGCCUAUUCUUGCCAAAUAUUCUCCCAGAGAUCUUCAAAAUUUAAUGUCCUGGAGGUUCAUAAUGGAUCUUGUAAGCAGCCUCAGCCGAAACUACAAGGAGUCCAGAAAUGCUUUCCGCAAGGCCCUUUACGGCACUACAUCAGAAACAGCAACAUGGAGACGGUGCGCUAACUAUGUCAAUGGGAAUAUGGAGAAUGCUGUGGGGAGGCUUUAUGUGGAAGCAGCAUUUGCUGGAGAGAGCAAACAUGUGGUUGAAGAUUUGAUUGCACAAAUCCGGGAAGUUUUUAUUCAGACUUUAGAUGAGCUCACCUGGAUGGAUGCAGAAACAAAAAAGAAAGCUGAAGAGAAGGCCUUAGCAAUUAAAGAAAGGAUUGGCUAUCCUGAUGACAUCAUUUCCAAUGAUAACAAACUGAAUAAUGAGUACCUUGAGUUGAACUACAAGGAAGAUGAAUACUUUGAGAACAUAAUUCAAAAUUUGAAAUUCAGCCAAAGCAAGCAGCUGAAGAAGCUCCGAGAAAAGGUGGACAAAGAUGAGUGGAUAAGUGGAGCAGCUGUAGUCAAUGCAUUUUACUCUUCAGGCAGAAAUCAGAUAGUCUUCCCUGCUGGCAUUUUGCAGCCCCCCUUCUUCAGUGCCCGGCAGUCCAACUCAUUGAACUAUGGGGGCAUCGGCAUGGUCAUCGGACACGAAAUCACUCAUGGCUUUGAUGACAAUGGCAGAAAUUUUAACAAAGAUGGAGACCUCGUUGACUGGUGGACUCAGCAGUCUGCAAAUAAUUUUAAAGACCAAUCCCAGUGCAUGGUGUACCAGUAUGGAAACUUUACGUGGGACCUAGCAGGUGGACAGCAUCUCAAUGGAAUUAAUACACUAGGAGAAAACAUUGCUGAUAAUGGAGGUAUUGGCCAAGCAUACAGAGCCUAUCAGAAUUAUGUUAAAAAGAAUGGUGAAGAAAAAUUACUCCCUGGAAUUGACCUCAAUCACAAACAACUAUUCUUCUUGAACUUUGCCCAGGUGUGGUGUGGGACCUACAGGCCAGAGUACGCAGUCAAUUCCAUUAAAACAGACGUACACAGUCCUGGCAAUUUCAGGAUUAUUGGGACUUUGCAGAACUCUGCUGAGUUUGCAGACGCCUUUCACUGCCGCAAGAAUUCAUACAUGAAUCCAGAAAGAAAAUGCCGGGUUUGGUGAUCUUCACGAGAAGCGGAGCAUCCAUGGCAAGACUCGUUAAAGCCACAGAAACAGGACUCUCCCUUCAGGGACACUGGGCCCUGGAAGUUUCUGCAGCUAAUGGAGACAAUUCACAGAGAUGAGCACAAGCUAACAUACAUGCAAUUAUCUUAUUGAAUCCACUGUGAUUGGAAGGGGGAGGUAACCUAAGGUCUAUCAAAUCAAUCACAUCACUGUGUAAAUAAUGCUUACUUUCAACGGCAGUGUUACUGUUCAUUUCUGUUUCUCACACACACAGCAAGUUUAGUGCUGUCCAUAGAGAACAGUGUUAACUCUUGAGGCAGACUACUUCUGAUCAAAGAGGGGAAGAUGUUGAAUGCAGCUGGGCACCAGAGCACAGCGGUGGUUUGCCUCAGCACUCACUUCUGUUUGCAACACUCAUGCUCCUUUAAAAUGCUCCCAAAGAACUCCCAUGCGUACUGUGGCCUUAAGGCUUGAGUAGUUCAGAGCUCAUUUUACCAUACAUGAGUUACUCAUUAUCAUUCUAGGUGAAGCACUGUUAUGGUAAAAAUGAAUAUCUGAAACUUCCACAUUUUCCCUACUUUAAUGAUGUUGAGAUUCUUCCGCCCCUGCAAUUUUUUUGAGCAAUUUCUUGCUCCCUCUGCCUCUCAGACUUAGUCUUUUUAAAGGAUUUGUAGGAAUGUAUAAACAAUAAUUCUAUAUUUAAUUACUAACUACAUUUGUAACUGAAUAACCAUUACUAUAGGUAAUCGGUGAAUAUUGAAGUUAAAUGGCCAAGAUGGAUAGUUACAAAGAUCUGUAAUGUGAUGUACAGAUGAAAAUUUGGGACUUUUUAAAUCUGUAAAUCAUAUUGGUGAGAAGUUUUAAGUACAAACUGUGAGGGUGAAGGUUACCAUCGACCCACUGUCUAGAGAUAUGUAAUCAUUGUGGUUUAUGGACAGCAUUUUCAAGAUUAAGUCUGUCCCCAAGGGUGGCUAGAAAAGGGCCUAACUGUAUCUGUGUUGCUCCAUGAGUCCUUAUCUCUUCAGAUUUGUCAUCUAAUGGAAAUAUUUUGAUAAUAAAUCAAAGUUGUGAGCCCCUUACCAGGCCUGUGUGAAAGCCAGCUAGUUCUAGAAAGCCCAUGUCUGAGUGGAGAUGGGAGGCCUCCAGCAGACCUGUUUCUGGAUUUCUACAACUCGUGGACCCUGAGUGGAUUCCUCCCUAAGUGCUCAUAUUCCCUUCCUUUCUUGUCCUUCUGCUUACUUUAGUGCAUUUCACUAUCCAGUUAAGAUGUUGCAGAAGAGGUACACUUCUACAAUCCUUAUUUUUCUAUCAAAAGGUGAAAAUAAGAAUAUUUCUACCCAAUAUAUUGGUUUUCAUGCUUCUUGGCAAAAGCCCAUGUGUCUGUAAAAAUGUUACUACAAUAUAAUAUAUAAAACUGUAUAGAACAGAGCUAUAUAGUUAGUGAAUGGUCUCCCUCUGAACACAGCGCUGCAGCUACAACCUAUAAGAAAUGAGACACUGUCCUAGCUCUCCGCCAUCAUUGUUUCAGUCCUCCACAUACAUUAUCCAGAGCUCCAGCACCAUGUACCAGCUUUGCCCCCAUUUCGUCUUUUAGUCAAUCAUGCAUUCUUUCUUAUCUGACUUCUCUCUGCCUUACAUUUGUAAGAUACAGCUGUGUGGGUGGUUUGUGUGUGGAUCUGUCAUUGUCAAAAGGGAUUCUAUUGUGUGACUAGAUUACAAAUUUCCAUCCUAUUGCUGAUGGGCUCUUUAAGAGGUUUCCUGCUUUGGAUUGUUACAAAUGAUACAACUAUGCAUUGUGGACUGUUCUUACAUAUUCAUCUUUACUUGAACCAUCUGUGCAAUCACUUUCCCAAAAUUUGCAAAAAAAUUAUCAUAAAUAUUGAAAACAGUUUCAGACUAACCACAAAUAUCCUUAUUUUUGCCCUUUUACCACAAAUACUACUAUAAUAGAUAAUUAUAGUAUACUUAUAUCUAUUUCUUUUAAAUCAACUUAAACAUACUUGAGUAUUAUUUGUAGUGAUAGUACUAGAUUUCAGUGAAACAGUUAUCUCUGGGUUAUUUUUAUCCCUGUCUGUGAUAGCAACUAAAGAAGUGAAGAGUAACUAGUACAAACUAUAAAUGGCUACAAACUAUAAAUCUCCACUGGUAGUUCAUUAAAGCAGCAAGCUCCCAUUCCUAUAUAACAGCAACUCCAGUGCCUACAUCCCUGCUGUACAUAUAACAAACCUUUGGGCUAAAGGACAUGCAAAACUGAGAAGAGCAAUUUCUUCCCUCUUCCUCAUACAUCCAGACAUCACUUGUUGUAACUGGUACUUAGAACCCUGUGUUCUCUUAAUUCCUAAAAACAGUCUGUUAUAUGACUUUAUAUAUAAUCUCACUCAUAAAUCCACUCCCACCAUGUUUAAGUUCUGAUCAGGGAGAGUUUAGAAGCAGAACACCAGGGCUUGAGAGCUGUUGUAACUUAGCAAGGAUGAGAAAAAGCUCCUAGCAAUAUAUGUUGGCAAGGAGUCUGCUUCCAUACCACAGUGUCUAUGUGCAAGGCCAAAGGAUGCUCCCCAGAAAGGUAAGGGCUUGUCCUACUUCAACUCUGCCACUGCUGCCAAAGUGGCCUUGGGCACAUGCAUAUUCCUUGAGGCCUCUGCUUCUCUUACCCAAGUAGAAGACAAUUCUAUUCCAGCAGUUCAUACCAAUGCUGCCUUCCCUUUAAUCUGUUACCCAGGAAACAGGGACCAAAAUGCUAACAAGCUUGGGGCUGUGAUACUGUUACUACCAGGCAUGUUGACAGGGCAAAUGCUUGCUAAUUUCCUCAAAGUGUUUAUAAUUCCUGUAGCAAUGGGUGGAGCUCUUGGAGUAGAAGGUAUCUGUUCUUUUGGAAAGAAAAUAAGAUUCUACUAUGUCAAGAGAAGCAUAAUCAGAAUUUUUUAAUGAGUUCCUAGUCUCUGGCAUAGAAAAUAACAACAAAUAUUUUCAUAAUGUUGUUUCUAUACCUAGUUGACUCUGUUCCAAUCCCCCCAUUCGCAUGUAAACCUACACACACCAUUUAUGCCUUGAAAAAAAAUUAAGAUUAAAUGGAGUAUUGGUUUCUA